Homalodisca vitripennis (glassy-winged sharpshooter) is the source of this 3862-nucleotide messenger RNA. RefSeq names its product suppressor of lurcher protein 1-like. The transcript is spliced from 5 exons. Gene Ontology annotation, cellular component: plasma membrane. Lineage: Eukaryota; Metazoa; Arthropoda; Insecta; Hemiptera; Cicadellidae. The annotation marks the transcript as partial. The record is from RefSeq and is a predicted model, not a curated record.
GUUUCAGCUUCCAGCUGUGACGUCAUCAUCAACAGUGACUCAAUGAAGAACGGAACUGUCAGUUCGCCCUCGUUUCCCAAUCCUUACGCGCCCCGAAGUCACUGUCGCUACGACUUCCAAGGAAGGGGGAAGGAAAGGGUGCAGAUCGUUUUCACAGACUUCAACCUCUACCACCCUACUGAUGACUCCAAGGAAUGUGAGAGCAUAGAUUCUCUAAUGGCGUACGUACUGAUAGAGGGGCGGAUGGAGAAGAUAGACAACUUCUGUGGCUCCAUGGUGCCCAAACCUCUCAUGAGCAACGGUCCCAGACUGAUGCUGGAGUUCCGGGGUAUCUACUCCUCUAGAUACGCCCGGGGAUUCAGAGCCACCUACACCUUCACUGAGAACUUCGGUGUCAUGACGGGGGUACAGCACGACGCCCUGCCCUGUGCCUUCAUGUUCAACAGCACCGGGCCCCAGGGCUCACCCAAUGGUACCUUCUCCUCUCCCAACUUCCCUGGGUUCUACCCCCGGGACACCGAGUGCCAUUACUUCUUCCACGGCGACACCAACCAGAGGGUGCGUCUUCACUUCCACUACUUCGACGUCGAAGGGUUCUUCCCCGAUACAUAAUGUUCCAGAUGUGAAGCGACUUCCGCCAGCGACUACGUGGAGUUCUCCAACUUCAUGGCACGCGACCGGAAGUACUCAAGGCACUGCGGACAACUCAAGGACUUCGAGAUUGAGUCUGACCGGAGGUUCUUCCGAGUGACGUUCUGGUCUAACGACCGCCUGGACGGUACCGGCUUCAACGCCAGUUAUCAGUUCAUCGAUGACGUGGAUACGGCACAUACGGUGCGGCCCACACUGAUGACGGGAGGUUCCCUCCGCCACACGCUACAGGUCUGGUGGUUGGCGUGGUUCCUGGUGCUUCUCCGCUGACCUUCCUCGCAUUGACCUUCUUCGCGUCGACUAUCAUCGUCCAGUGGCUAGAGACAGAUACUUAUAUAGUGUGCAUGUCACAAGAUAUAAAAAUCAGAAUGGACACGGGUGUUUAUAUAGUGCUAGCUCAAAAUGUGUGAUUGGGUUUUAUAUCACGGGUUUUAGGAAUGACACAGUCUCGUAGGUAAAUGGUUUCCUGUUUAUUGGUAAUCGAAAUUUUCAUUUCAGAAUUAAAACAUUCUAAAAUUGUAACAAUAUGGUAAUUACAACCAUGUUUAUAUUGUUUAAUAUUCAAAAAUACCUAACCUUCAAGUAGGGAGUAAUAUACUCUAACAUUUUUCAUUUACGAUUGUGGCAUGAAAUCUCAUCGCUUUUACCUACAGUAUUUUGUGUUUUAGCUCACCAGUAAAUUUAUUAUAAACCUAUGGUAUUUAAUUCUGAAAUGGAACUGGUACUUUAUGCACAAAACCUUCUUGAACAUGUGUCCUUACAAUGGCUAAAUUAUUAGUAUGAUAUUGUUUAUUCAUUUACUAUGACCCUUUGAAAUUUUCGACAGAACACGGCAUGCAAUUAAGAGAAAAUUAAUCAGUCUUACAUAAAAAAAUGAAUAAGUAACACUUUUCAGUCUAUAAACUCUGUAUUGUAAGGAUUUCUUAAAAAACACAAAACAUUAUGAAAUGCUUUUAUUAUAAGUAGCACCCAGACAGAUUGAAUUCGUUUUAAAGCAGAGUUUUAGGGUGACUUGUUUUCUUCUUUUACAUCACAAAUUCUGGAAUAUCGUGUGGCAGCCUUUUACAUAGCGUAUAAAUAUACAAACUUUUACCGUUUACAAGCUGAUAGCUUUUGUUUUAGAGGUAACUCCUAACAAGCUUAGUUGCAUUAGUGUUAACUGAUAUAAACACUGCAAUGAAUAUUAAUUUUAGGACCUAUUGAUCGAUGUUUCAUUGUUUUUUAGAUAUAUUUUUUUUAAUAUUUCAAACCACAAAUUUAAAUAAUUUUACAUUGAAUAUACGCACUCACUAGUAAACACUUUCAUGUAUAACCUUCUGUUGACAGCUAAAAAUAUUUCAAUUAACGACUGAAAGAAAAAGUUCCUAUUCACUAACAGCACAAUCACUUUCUAAUCCUCGUAUAAUUCAACUACAUACAACUAUAUCAUAGUGUUAUUAGGCUAACAAUUUUACAUGAAGAUAAAAAAUGAUGAUCCAUGAUGAUGUAAUUUAGUUUUUAUAAAAUUCAUAAUAAAAAAAUAUAGCCAUUUACUAUAAAAACUAAUAUUAUUUAUUCAAAUAAUAUCCUUUAAAAAAGACUAAAUCUAACAAUGCACGCAUUAAAAAAUGUUUCAUUGGCAUUUAUGAGUAGUUAUCAAAAUAAUGCCAAGAUAGAAGAUUCCCUUUGUUACCUGUGAUUUCAUUUAUUUCUUCCAGCAUUUUCUUUUUAAAUAGCAUUUUUUAUUAAUCAUGAAAGUACAUUUGGUAGCUAUGAAAUACGGGAUGAAAUUUACAGAAUAAAAUCAUUCUUUUUCCGUUUUAGAAUUACCGUUACUGCUGUGUACAUUACAAAUUUUUUCAUUAGCCCUUGACAACUUUGCUCGCUACAAUAAAAUCCCAACAAUUUAUCAGUUCUUUUGCUCUAUUAAUAUCAGCUCAGCAUUAGCGUUGUUCGCCAUGAACUCUGGUAGGAUGCACAGGAAUGAUUGUAGAUCUUCGAGCUCGCAUAGGAUUUAAGUCAAGAUUGUUAACUGUAUGACGUGUUACGAAUAUUUAUCAUAAGUUAGAAUAUAAAUAAUCUAUUGUAUGUUUUAUACUGAAACAAUUACGGCAAAACUAAUUAUAUAGAUGAACAAUUUUCGAAAGUAGGCCUAUGACUACAGUCUAGUUUUGUACAGAAUUAUAUAAGUACUUAACUCUACUAGGUCACUACGAUUACUAUUAGUGUUUAAUUCGUGCUUUACGUAGUCUUCCUUGAUUUGUUAUGUAAAUAAUUGGAAAGGUAUUUUCUUGAUUGAUUUUGUGAUAGGUAUUCGCUCUAUAAAAUGUUAUAAUGUCAGAGUUAUAAGGUACGUUGUGUAUUGUUGAUUUGAUAACAGCUCCAAGGUUUAUUGUAUUGCGUUGUUGUUUAACCAGCCCUUGUGGGAAUAAUAGACAGUAUUGAACACCUUUUUUUAAAUAAAUAUAUUAGUUUGUUAAAAUUUUCAGAAUGAUAUUUUGAAGGAAUUUCGUAAAAUUACCAAUUAAAUCUAAUAUAAUAUGUACAUAACUUGAAAUCGUAGUAAAACUGAGAUUGUUAUUAGGUGAUUUUGUUCAUUUGAAAUCUUACUUAGGUAUCAACAAUUCAAAACUAUUCCUCUUAAAAACACUGCUUUCACGAAUUUAUUACAUGUAACUGGAAUUCUUUAAAUUGAAUCAAACAAGUUUUACACAAAAAUUAUUCAAUCCCUCAAUCUGUUGCGGGGUAUACCAUCCAUAUUUUAACUGUACAGUCUGGUAGGGACUUUAUUAAUUAUUAAGAUGUAUUAAAAACCAUUAAAUUCAGCUAUAUAAAGUAAGAGAGUGUCCGAAGUAUCAAAUUUCAUAUUUUAAACUAUUAACGUGAAAAAAUAUAAUUUAAAAUUUUUCAAACAUUCGAUUUAAUACUUAAAAACGUAACUAAUUCGUUAUUCUCAUUUUUUAAAUUUAAUUAUUUGUUUUUAAAAUCGCAAAAUUUACAUGUGUUUCAAUACUGUCAACCAUUACAGGUAUUAUUUUACCUUAUAUUAGUUGUAAAUGUCAAUGACAAGAGUCAAUUUUAAAACGAAGAAAAUGUGGUAUGAGUAAAUAUUGUUUUGCAAGAUUACACCAUGCAUGUAUAAUUACUGUCCAUCAGGUGUAUCAAUUGUAAAUUAGACAAACAGGUAUACCAGCUGUAUGACAAACCAAUACAUUUUUUUAGAAAUAUGAAA